This is a messenger RNA of Suillus paluster, 602 nucleotides long. RefSeq lists its product as uncharacterized. The record is from RefSeq and is a predicted model, not a curated record. Lineage: Eukaryota; Fungi; Basidiomycota; Agaricomycetes; Boletales; Suillaceae. Bases 125 to 484 code for a protein of 119 amino acids. The transcript has a single exon.
CGCCGUUCACGACAUUAUCAGACAGAUAAGUUUACCCCGUUUGCCCUGAUAUGAACAAAGAGCUUGAUUUCAUUUCCCCGAGACUCAUCCGUACAUUCGUUGGCGCCUGCCUGCCAGCUGGAGGAUGAGGCGGCCAUUCUAUAUCCGUUUGCAUAUCAGCUGCAGGCUCGUCCCUUGGUCCCUAUAUAUCACGAUGGCGCACUUCGUAUAUUAUCAUACGAUCUUACGGCUUGACGUCAGUUUUACACACACGCAGGAUAUUAAUAUGACUGAACAAGGUCAGAUAUGCACACUAACUGUAACAAAGCAGGAGAUCGAAAAAAGCAUCCGCGACGCCGUGCUCAAUAGCGGAAGUACAGUGUAUGUAUGUAUGUCAUGUCAUGUAUGUAUCGUACUCGCUGCGAAAUUGUAUUUGACAGCGCGAUGUGAGCGCAGGGUCAAGUAUGUACUGACGAAUGGUUAUGGAUAUAUGAGGCCCUCGUAAGCGAAGAAGGGGGGGGAACAUUUAAUUCAAUUGGUAGGGACCGCAUAAGAAAAGGACGCUUGCUCGGUAAAAAGCCAAGCACGCCUAAUCAGAGGUAGAAACUCUUCCCGCGGGUCCG